This is a messenger RNA of Alnus glutinosa, 1563 nucleotides long. RefSeq names its product probable WRKY transcription factor 41. The record is from RefSeq and is a predicted model, not a curated record. Gene Ontology annotation, biological process: regulation of DNA-templated transcription. Gene Ontology annotation, cellular component: nucleus. The transcript has 3 exons. Gene Ontology annotation, molecular function: DNA-binding transcription factor activity; transcription cis-regulatory region binding. Lineage: Eukaryota; Viridiplantae; Streptophyta; Magnoliopsida; Fagales; Betulaceae. The coding region runs from base 312 to 1388 and encodes 358 amino acids.
AACUUCCCCUUCAAAUGCAAGAACUUCCCUCUCUCUGUGCUUCCACAGCAUACAGCGUCACUCCUACCAACCUCUUUCUUUCUGCUACUCAACUCCUCCAAUUAACUUCCCCUUCAAAUGUUUGUAUCUUCUUAUUGUUCACCAUUUGUGCCUUGCAUAUCCCUUCUGCUUCUACUUUCGCGGCCAAUUGGAAAGCUUUUGCUUCUUGACAACAACAGACUCAGAAAUGAAGUAGCAGAAGUUACACUUUCACCUUUAGGAAGCACUUUGUAGUCCAUUCCUUUUAGACCCUAUUGACAGAAUUGGAAAGGAUGGAGAACGGUUGGAGCUGGGAGCAGAAGACACUGAUUAGUGAACUGGUUCAGGGAAUGGAGGUGGCGAAACAGUUACGUGAACAAUUGAAUUCAACAUCUUCGUCGCCCGAUAUUGCAGAUAUGCUGUUACAGAGGGUAUUAGCUUCAUACGAGAAGGCUCUGUUGAUUCUGAGAUGGAGUGGGUCAUCGGGACAUUCCCAGACUGUGGAAGUGACAGCAGCUUUGCCGGGGUCUCCGAUUUCUGUCAACGGAAGUCAUGCGAGCGAUGAAUUUGACAAGGGUCUCAAGGAUCAUCAUCAGGACUAUAACAUCUCAAAGAAGAGAAAGAUAUUGCCCAGAUGGACGGACCAAGUGAGAGUCAGCUCUGAGACUGGAUUGGAAGGACCCCACGAUGAUGGCUAUAGUUGGAGAAAAUAUGGUCAGAAGGACAUCCUCGGAGCCAAAUAUCCCAGAAGCUAUUAUAGAUGCACUUUUCGUAUAAGUCAAAAUUGUUGGGCGACAAAGCAAGUGCAAAGAUCGGAUGAAGACCCCAACGUAUUCGACAUCACAUACAGAGGAAAGCACACCUGUUCCCACGCUACCAAUUUGGUCCCGGCACCAGCAUCACCCGAAAUGCAAGAACAGAAACACAGUAACUAUAAUGAACAUCAACAAGAGCAAUCACUAGACGCUCUCUCAGACUUUCGAGGCAGUUUGAGGGUUGAUACUGAGCAAUUGGAUGAUAAAGAGAUGGCAUAUCCCUUCUCUUUUCCUUCAACUUCAUUUGGAUGCUUUAAGGGUGAAAGCAGUAGCUUUUCACUUUCUGCACUUGACAAUAACACUCUCCUGGGCAGUUUUUCUCAACCAUUUUUCUCUCCGGCCACCCCGGAAUCAAACUGCUUCUCGGCGUACGCAUGCCAGGCAAGCAACUUCAGAGGGGUUCACAACGUUCACCGUUCGGAGUCUGAUCUCACUGACAUAUUCUCCGCCAACACCUCAGUCACCAGUUCUCCUAUUCUAGACUUGGAUUUCUCACUUGAUCCAGCGGAAAUUGAUCCAAAUUUCCCAUUAGACUCCCCGGCGUUUUUCUCUUGAUUCCAUUUAGGCUCUAAAAUAAGAAUAAAAACAGCAUGUGGGUUGCAAACUUGCAAUUUGGUUAGACCUGUUGAACCUAGCUUGUGAUAGAAGAAAUGUUUGACGAAUAUAUAAUAUCCUCCUUGAAUUUUAGCUGUAAGAUAGAUCUUAAUGUUAGAGUUAACAAUUUGUCCAA